Messenger RNA from Diachasmimorpha longicaudata, 481 nucleotides. Its product is annotated as succinate dehydrogenase assembly factor 4, mitochondrial. The record is from RefSeq and is a predicted model, not a curated record. Gene Ontology annotation, cellular component: mitochondrion. Gene Ontology annotation, biological process: mitochondrial respiratory chain complex II assembly. NCBI's taxonomy places the organism in Eukaryota, Metazoa, Arthropoda, Insecta, Hymenoptera, Braconidae. Bases 81 to 410 code for a protein of 109 amino acids. The transcript is spliced from 3 exons.
GAAGUAUUCGUACUAUCAAUUAAGGAAAACGUUUGAUGAUAAAGCCUGCUAACAGUGUUUGCGUUUGAUACUUUAUCACCAUGUUGCGAAUCACAGGCAAAAGACUGAAUCCGGCAACGAUUAAACAAUGGACUCAUGCUGGGGAGAUUCGAUGUUUUGCAAGUACAGACGAUGGUGGAGUCAAGGAGAGUGAAAGACUGAAAGAAUUUAGGAAGAAAUUACGACAAAAAACUCCAAUAGGUAAAUUAGAGGAACUAGAAGAAGGAAAGCAUCCAUAUCAGGAAAAAGAACCACUUGAGGCUCAUCCCAACAAUACGAACCCUCAAACCGGUGAAGUUGGAGGUCCACGAGGUCCAGAACCUACUCGUUAUGGUGAUUGGGAACGAAAAGGACGAGUCUCUGAUUUUUAAAAUUUUCGAAAGAUUAUUCUCGUGUUUAAAAAUGUUUAACAGAUAGAAUAAAACUGCUUACCAUUCUCAAA